Messenger RNA from Cladocopium goreaui, 2288 nucleotides. The record is from the annotation of a GenBank genome assembly. NCBI's taxonomy places the organism in Eukaryota, Dinophyceae, Suessiales, Symbiodiniaceae.
UCUCCAACAUUUUCUCUCUGAAGCGCAAGGGCCAUGAGACCCUUCUUCAAGCCAGAUAGUUGCAGUGUUGAUGGAUUGUCUUCAGCGGGCAAUCCACUGUCCAGAGCCUUUGAUGCGCUGACAGCCGACAAGCAUCAUGCGCAGCAGCUGCGCGAGGGCUACUUGGGAGGGAUGAGGCCGCCGAUGGGCCCCUUAGGUGGCCAGAUGCUUGAUCCCAUGAGAGGUGACAUGGAGAGUGCCUGGCGAGAUGCUGGGGCUGGGCCGAUGGGGCCCAGACCCAUGGGGCCAGGUAUGGGAGCCGCAAUGUCUGACCAGUUUCGACAGCACAUGGAGGCUGCGGGUCCAAUGGCGUCUGAGCCUGGCUUUUUCGAUGGGCCUGCACCAGUUGUACAAAUGCCACAUGCUAGUGAUCCAUGGGCUCAGGAAUUUGCAAGUGCUGGCCCCUCCCAAGGUUUUGGACCGAUGGUCCAUGGUCCGCGGCCACACGGUCCUGACUGGGCAAUGGAGUUCAGAGCGCAACAGAAUAGCGCUCCUUUGGACGCUGCCUGGCAACAGGCCUCUGCUGCACCAGGUCAGAUGGCUUCCUCUUCUGCUAUGGGGCCAACAGCCAUGUCUGGGCCAAUGGGCCCAAUGAUGGGACCCAUGAUGGGACCCAUGAUGGGACCUAUGAUGGGAAUGUCCAUGCAUCGGGGGCCAGGGCCCAUGGCGGCCGCGCCUGUUGCAGCACCGGUUGUAGCAGAUGCGGCUAUGAAGGAGGCAAAGGUGGAAUCAGCUCCGCAAGAGACGGCGCAGGUUGAGGAGGCUGACUUAGAACAGGCAGCUCAAAUGGUUGACAUGCUCAGAAACAGUGGCAACCCGAAACUUGCCAACUCCCGAUUUGUUAGCUUCAUCGACAAAGUGAGCAAGGGCGAACUCCAGUUCAAGGAGAACACCGUCAUAGAUCGAGCAGGAAAUCAGGUGGAUUGGGACUCGUUGUACGACACGGAUGUGGCCACUGCAACCGCAUCAGAUCAAAGCCAGCUGGAGAACCUCUGGAAGAAGUCAGCGGAUCCGGCCAGUAUGGAGCAAUUCCUUGGGAGCACCUUCAACAAAGCAGAUGCAGAUCGCUUUGGGGAGGAAGGUGACUUCAACUUUCCACCAGACUUCUUGCAGUCUCAGCGUGAGGCUUUGGAGGCGGCUUUUGGCUCCACAGAGGAGGCUGAUAGGAUGAUGGAGCAAAUGAUGGAAGGUUUGCCCGGAUAUGAUCCUGGUGCCAUGAACAUUGAUGCCAUCAAUCGCGGGAGGGACUACACCUUUGCAGAAGAGAAUCCAUUUCGUGAAGUCACCGAUCCACUCGCGGAAGCCCUGCGGCUUAUUCGAGAAGGAAGAGAUAGGGAGGCACUGCUUUGCUUGGAAGCUGAGGUCCAAAGGAAUACAGAAAGCUCAGAGGGUUGGAGACUGCUUGGUCAGCUCUAUGCGGAGUUGGAUCAAGACAUAGAGGCAAUUCAAUGCUUGAGGAAGGGGCACGAGGUUGACCCCUACAACUUGGACAGUUUACUCGCCCUGGGUGUUAGCUGCACCAAUGAAUUGGACCAGCUUCCUGCCCUGCGCUAUUUGCGGACAUGGAUCGAAAAUCACGAGGAGUACCAGGCCCUUUUAGAGGGAAUGGAGCCUCCUCCAGAAUUCGAGUACGAGGCCUGGCGCCGACAAGUUACUGAGCUCUUUCAGCGGGCCGCAGAUGCCAGUCCCAAUGAUCCGGACGUUUUUGUUGCCUUGGGCGUGUUGCAAAACAUUAAUAGAAAUUUCGACGCUGCGAUUGAGGCGCUUGCAAGGGCGUGCCGACUGCGUCCAAACGAUCACACCGUCUGGAACAAGCUUGGAGCCACCUUAGCAAACUCGGGCAAGAGCGAGCCGGCAGUUGUGGCCUAUCAUCAGGGUUUGGAGUUGAAGCCAAACUAUGCUCGCAGCUGGUCGAACAUGGCCAUUGCGCAUGCCAAUCUUGGCAAGCACAAGGAUGCUGCUAGACUCUACCUUUCCUCGCUGGUCCUCAAUCCGGAUGCAACCCACAUCUGGAACUUUCUUCAGAGUGCGGUGCUGAACAUGAACAUGAACAGCCAGUACGCUUUGGAGGCAAUAGACCAGAGAGACUUGAAGGCCGCAACGCAGAUUAUCGAAGGAGUGCUUGACCCAGCAAAGCUGCCCAAACCUCUGGAUGCACCACUUCGGCCACCUGAUGAGACCCUCUCUUCGAUUGGGUUGUGAUGGAAGUGCUGGUAAUUCAUGGCCGCAGCUCUGACUUUUUGAACGCC